This is a messenger RNA of Spodoptera littoralis (African cotton leafworm), 1533 nucleotides long. NCBI's taxonomy places the organism in Eukaryota, Metazoa, Arthropoda, Insecta, Lepidoptera, Noctuidae. The record is from the annotation of a GenBank genome assembly.
CGGACACCAAACGUCAAGUUAACGUCAUUGUCAAUUGUCAAUAAAUUGAAUUUUUCUGCGUUACAAAAUCGGUGGUGCCUUGCUGGAAUAUUCCGAAUAUUCGAAAUUAUCAGUGUUCUUUUCGGUUUUAGUGAAUUUGUUUUUGCUCGUGAUUUCAUUGAACAGACAGAGGUGAUAAUUAAUUAAUUGCAACAUGCCUGUGGAUCAAAUUCAGUACUCGCAAAGAUACACUGAUGACGUCUAUGAAUAUAGGCAUGUCAUCCUGCCUCCGGAUAUAGCCCGCCUGGUACCCAAGUCCCAUCUCAUGACGGAGACAGAAUGGCGCAACCUGGGAGUGCAACAGAGUCCUGGCUGGCUACACUUCAUGGUCCACAACCCCGAGCCUCAUGUCCUGCUGUUCCGACGACCUCGGACAGAUGUCCAGCCAGCAGUGAAUGGAAUAGAUAGUAAUACAAACUCCAGUGUCAAAGUAUGAGGUUGGUGUAUUUAGGUUAAAUUAAUUUUGAAUGUAUGGUUUAGUGAUAGAAAAUAAAGGUUUUCUAAGGUACGGAAUCAUUUUGUAUGAUGCCUGUGAUAGUAUGCAUUUAUUAAAAUAGCUUAAACUUUAUUUGUUUUUGAAAGAAUUAUAAUAUUUUGUAUAUCUGUAACCCUAGUAUGGAAAAAAUUAUAAAAACUGCAUUUAAAAACUGACUUCAAAAAACCAAAAACUAGUAAACACAGGUAUAAACAUAGGUUACCCACCCACUGAGGUUAGAAGUCAGCACCAUAAGUUCUAUACAAAAUUAUUCAUUAAAACCUUGAUAGAUACCUAAUUUACAAUUUUGUGGCCAUUAAGUUAUAUCAUUGUGAUAUGAGGUGUAAAAUCCUCAUCAAUACAAAUUAAUCAAGCCCAAACACAAGGUAUUUAAUAUAAACCGUUGAGAAGUUCUUUCAACUGUCUGUUGGUUCCAUCAUCAGGUCGACUCCAGACCCUUAUCAAAUUGUAGUGUUUGAAAAUCCUAAUUGAAAAACAUAAUAGACAUAUUACUCGCCCUUAGAAUUUUUGAAAGUUCCCCUCGGUUUCCCUCGGAUCCUAUCAUCAGAUCCUGACCUCAUAGAAAUGGGACCAUCUCGGGAGUAUACCCUAUCAGCCGAACAUAGUAAGUAUCUCCUCCUUUUUUUGAAGUCGAUGAAAAGACGACAGAGCUGUGUUCUGUGCAACAAAAUAAAGUGAAAGUAAUGUUUCCUACAUAAUAUUACCAUCUUUUGCAUGGUUAUGUCACAUUCUGCUUAAUUACCACCUUCUAUAAAGAGCUUUCACAUGAUAUGUUAGCCUUAGGGAUGGAUCUGAAAAUGAAACUUGUUAAUAUAACAUAACAUCACACCUUUUAUCUCCACAGGGGUAGGCCCAUGGUACUUACUGCCGCUGUAUGAUGUAACACCCACUUUUUACUAUUUAUGUUAUGAGUCCCAUGUAAUAGGGGUGAGCCUAUUGCCAUAUACCGGGCACAUUUCCAGACUCCGUACUAGAAUUACUUACUGUCAAUAAUAUUA